Messenger RNA from Andrographis paniculata, 2177 nucleotides. Its product is annotated as phosphatidylinositol/phosphatidylcholine transfer protein SFH9. The record is from RefSeq and is a predicted model, not a curated record. The transcript has 8 exons. Lineage: Eukaryota; Viridiplantae; Streptophyta; Magnoliopsida; Lamiales; Acanthaceae. Bases 463 to 1893 code for a protein of 476 amino acids.
UACUAUUGGGGCAGCAUAUUCCAAAAUGUAAGCUACGCUACCAAACCGGAAGGAAGGAAGGGCCCCAAAGGCUUCACAGUCUCAUUUCUUCUUACCGAAAGCGCAUUUCUCUGCCAUUUUUCUCGAUUUUGCUUUCAGGAACACCGACGAAUGUAAUGGAGACAGCAUGUUUCACCCAAAAGAGCCUAGACUCUCGGUUCAGAGAAUAUCUUUUUCUUAUUUUAAGAUGAUUCUGGCAACAGGUUCCUGUUCCUUCACAGAAAUUGAGAAGCUCCAUCUUGGUUUUCUGAACUUGAAUCCGUCGAACUUUCCCUAAUCAUUUAACUACUGCCAUUAACUGAAGAGAUAUGAUUGCUUACUCUUUCUUAUGAUUUCUAUUUUUAAUCUUGCUUGAUCCUCGAAUUAGUUCAGCUUGCCUUAUAAAGCUUUUAGUGGCCAACAUUUGGCUCUUAAGGUGGUCACAUGGCCAGUUCUGCCAACAAAAAAAAUGUACCUAAAAGCCUUUCAAGUUCAUCUGGCCUUAAAUCUUUUGUGAACCGGUCUCAACCUUUAAGACCAACAACAUCACAUAAGUGGGAAAUUGGUAAAGGUGCUGGCAGCCAGGUGGCAUCAUUUCUUAUUAAAACUAUAGCAUUGGAGAGCAUUAGAAGAUUCUCACGAUCAAAAUGUCCCUUGCUCUGGAGUGGGUUGCAAGGUUUGCAAGUACUUUGUUAUCCACCACUCAAUUGGCUUCAGUGCUGGAAACCAUUUGGAUUCUUGAUUAAAAGAAUGCAGUUGAUAUCUCGCCCAUUAUUGGUUCUCUCCGUUGUGGAUGCUUUAUCUGAUCAUUCAGACUGCAGCAAAUUGCCCUCGAAUCAUACUGAAAAUUCACCAAGUGAUGAUGAACCGCAAUUGGGCUCCUUAUCUCCCUCGAGUUCCCUAAUUCUCCAUCCUAAUCCGAGCACUGUGAAUGAUCAUCCAGAAGGCCUUUUGUCAAUUGACUGGUUGGACCAGCUUCAUAAAGAACUGGAAAUUCAGGGGAUCUCGUUGCCAGAAAGACUUAACAGAGAGGAACUUCAGAGAUUCUAUGGAGCUGCCAAUGGUGAUAUGUCUAAUUUUCUAUCAUCUGUGAAAAAAACAAUCAGCUGGAGGGAGACAUACCGAAUUCUCUCUGAAGAAGAACUUGAAAUUUGGUCGAAUGUGGUCUUCUGGCAUGGGUUGGAUGUGAAGCAUCGACCCUGUCUCAUUAUCCGUCUUGGCAUGGGUUGCCGCCUGCCAUCUUGUAAUAGGCCACAGUUUGUUCAGGCAAUUGUAUCUCAGGUGGAAUACGGUGUUCUUCAUUUGGUGAGUGGCGAAAAUCCUCAAAUUACAGUUUUGGUGGAUUGCCAUGGCGUGUCCCCCUUGAGAUUUCCAAUGCAAUCGCUGCGAUACUGCUGUAAUAUUUUCCAAGAUCACUUUCCUAAUGUUUUGGGCUGUUUGAUUAUCAUACGGCUUCCCUCAGUCGUCCGUGUUAUUGCCCAAACAUUUAUACAAGUUCUCAAACCAACCACCAAGCGAAAACUGAGGAUCGAAGGCGUGACAUACAAAAAGUUUCUGUCGGAGUUUUUUCAAGCAGUCCCGUCAUAUCUCGGCGGGCAAUGCACUUGCACAGGGUGCACUAAACUUAUCAUCACAGGUAUUCAGGACCCAAUCUUGCAAAAACAAACCAGUACUCAGGACCCUGGUUCAGACAUUGCCAGUCGCGACGGUUUCCCAUUGGGGCCGGAAACUUAUCAACAAUACUACGGCAUGACAGACAAUUAUUGGGACCAAAAAUUACGGGCUGCAGUAAUUGUGAUUCUCAUUUUCGGGGCACUGAUUGCUCUUGCCGCGGGACUAUGGGAUCCUGAAACCCGGCCAACUUUACUUCGGUGAUGUCUGAUGCUCGGAGGCGCCCAUCGAGGUAAUUACUUAUCCGUAGUCAUAAAAAUUCCUUUUGUAGUUUAUCGUGAGUAGAGUUUUAUGUCCUGGUAAUUGGUGUUUACUUGGAUAUAUAUAUAUAUAUAUGUGUGUGUGUGUUUAUACUGCCUGUGUUUGUGGUGUUUAAAUGGUGAAAUUCGUGUUAGUAUAUAAACAGGCAUGCAACACUUAAGCUUAAUAGCUUUUAUAUAUCUGGUUUGAGGUUAGAUUAUAUAUAUAUGCAUUUAUGUUUAUGCUUU